This is a messenger RNA of Dentiscutata erythropus, 1767 nucleotides long. NCBI's taxonomy places the organism in Eukaryota, Fungi, Glomeromycota, Glomeromycetes, Diversisporales, Gigasporaceae. The record is from the annotation of a GenBank genome assembly.
AUGAAAACAAUUUACCUUGCAACAUUCAUACUUAUUGCAUUUAUAAAUAUUGCUUAUUCAUAUUGGAUUCCACGUAAUACGAAUGUCAAUGCGUGCGAUAAUAUUAUUAACUAUGUUACUUAUUCAGAUGAGAAGUUUGUUAACUAUUCUGAUGUAAAGGCUUGUUAUGAGUCGAUUCCAUAUAAUAAAACAAAGGCAACACAGAUAAUAGAAGCUGUGAAAGAAAAUUUUGAAGCAUUUUAUGUAUUAUUAGAGCAAUCAAAAGAAGAUCCAAAUCCAGGAUUUGCUUUUCGGUCUAUGGAUAUAAUACCUGAAUUAGAUUUGUUAUUGAAGAAUAAUUAUUUAUACGAAUAUCAGUUCAUAUAUGAUCUUGCAAAUCUUAUCGGAGAAUUAAGAGAUAGACAUACCUGGCUUACAUCUACUGAUUAUCAUCAAUACAUGUUUCAUCAGGGAUUAUCUUUGUAUUCCCAAAUUAAAGUUUUUAAUGACAUAAAAGAUUCUAGUACCAUUGAUUGUCAGGUUGUAUAUAUAGACGACAAACCAGCGAUUGAUGUGAUUACUGAGUUUGCCAGUAAUAACACAGCAUGGUCAAGAGAUUUGAGUGUCCGAUUUAAUUCAGCUCUCGCAUCUUUAUAUUUUGGGUAUGGUGAUUUUGGAAUAUAUGGCCAAUUAUUUACACGUAGAAGUCAAUUACCAAAAAAUUCAAGUAUUUCUUAUACACUUAAUUGUAAUGAUAAAAUCACUAAAAUUAUUCGAGAAUGGCAAAUUCAUAUUAAAACUCUUCCGCAAUAUAAAUCUCCAUACAUUAAUGGCACUACAGUUGGUGAUGCAAAGUUAAUUUUUGAUGCAUUCAUUGCCAGGUUUUAUACAUUACAAGACUUUGGUGUGGUCUUGAUUUUAACUGAAGAAGUGGACGAUGAUGAGGACGAUAAUGUUCUUGAAUAUCAUUAUAUAACUGAUAUAAUUUUUGGAUUAAAAUUACUUGCUGAUAAAGGUAUAAAAAAGAUUGUUUUGGAUCUAAGUAACAAUGGUGGCGGCAACAUUGUUGUUGCACACAUUAUAAAUAAGAUUCUAUUUCCUAACAUUCAAAACUUUCCAGUAGAUAUGAAAGUCAAUAAUAUUUCUAUCCAAUUAAUAGAAGGAGUUUCAAUGAACAAAAGCGAAAUUGGAGAUAUAUUUCAUUAUAAGUCAUAUAUUUCUACAAAGACAAAUUCCUCAUUUAAUAGUAUUAAUGACUUUAUUGGAAAUAAUUCAUAUACACGUGGAGGUAUUCAGCUUAAAUACACCUCAAAAGCAUUUUCUAAUGAUACAACAUCGACUUUUGGAAGUUUAACACUUCCAACACCCCCAAAAUUCCCUUGGAACGAGAAAGAUUUUAUAAUUUUGACAAAUGGACAGUGUAUCUCAUCAUGUGCAAUUUUAAGUCAACGAUUAGCUGAAAUUAAUGUUUCUACCGUAUCUGUUGGAGGGUUUCCAAACAGGCGAUUUUCUUUCGCAUCAACAUCUGGCGGAGCUCAAUUGACUACUAAUUCAUUUCAAAGUUAUUUUAAACUGCUUAAAAAUAUUGAUAACUCUUUAAUCUCCAAAUUGACUCUUCCUCAAAACUUAACUUUAAGUUUUACUGCAUUUGAAGCUUAUAGUGUUAAUCAUCCUAAUGAAGUUUUGGAUUUUUCUUUUAGACCUGCCGAUUAUCAAUUAUAUUAUGAUGAACGGAGUGCUAGAGAUCCAAGCAAAUUAUGGAUACAGGCUGUGGAAUUUAUUAGAUAA